Messenger RNA from Owenia fusiformis, 1642 nucleotides. NCBI's taxonomy places the organism in Eukaryota, Metazoa, Annelida, Polychaeta, Sabellida, Oweniidae. The record is from the annotation of a GenBank genome assembly.
CAAAAAAAUGGAAAAAUAUUUUGUCGUCACUUCUCAACAAAAAGGUCAAAUUCUCAGAAAAUAUUUCAACUGCAGGAAGUGGCUGGAUAAAGCACGCAAAAUUACAAGAAUUAAUGAAACUGAACUGGCAAUCCCAGUCACCCCAGAAGGCAAAACUGAACUCAAUGAAAUCAACAUUAUUGAAGGGAUUGAUUUUUACUUAACGGAUGAUGUUGAUGAAAAAGUGUCAAACAAGUGCCCUCCCUCUCAAGUCCGUGAUGCAACUAUACGUGACUUAAGAAAAGCCCUGGAAACUAAAAAUGUGCUAUGGUGUAAUGAUAUCGAAGAAGAUAUUCCAUCCAGAUGGCAAAGACAUGGUGAUCUUGUCAUGUUGCCUGAAAAAGCAUUCCAGCACCCAGUAUGGGAGGAAAGUUUGGGGCUAGAUAUAUGGAAGAUUGUUGCCAAUUCAAUGGGUUGUAAAAGACUCGCCAAAAAGUGUCGCAUAGCAAGUGAUGGAUUCCGGACACCCCAGGUGAAACUGUUGCUAGGAGAUGAUGGCUGGGUGCAACAUGUAGACAACCAUAUCAAAUACACAUUUGAUGUUACCAAGAACAUGUUCAGUCAGGGUAACAUCAGUGAAAAACUGCGUGUGUCAUCAUUUGACUGUACAGGAGAGACUGUAGUUGACCUCUAUGCAGGUAUAGGCUACUUCACUCUUCCAUACUUGCUUCACAGUAAAGCAGAUCUGGUUCAUGCUUGUGAAUGGAAUCCGAAUGCAGUAGAUGCUCUGAGGAAAAAUCUUGUGCUGAAUCAUGUCGCUGAUAGGUGUAUAGUCCACAAAGGUGACAACAGAGAGGUGUGUCCCAAAGGAGUUGCAGAUAGAGUAAACCUAGGCCUCAUACCCAGCAGUGAGCAGGGGUGGGAAAUUGCAUGUGCUGCUCUUAAGCCUCAUUCUGGGGGUAUACUACACGUUCACAAUAAUGUAACAUCCUUUGUUGCAUUCCCUAGGGACAAAGCCAGCAACGUAAUCACUCAAACAGGCAGUAGCAAUGAAAUUAAACUGGAUGACAUUUAUGGAGUUGAUUUGCAUGAAAAGCCGCUUGAUUACUCCAAUUGGAUCACAGUGAUUGGAUCAAAUGAAGCACCCCUAUGUGACACUAAUGGUUAUCCCCUUAACAACAGUGGGAAUAAUCCACAAAUAGAGAGUAUUAACAAGGACGAGAAAAACGCCCACAUGAACCUGAGAAACAUUCCUAUGCAAAUUAACAAAAGCUGUGAUGGUUUAUCUCAAUUGAUCAAGCAACACAAUUACGAAGUCAUUAACGAUCAAAAAUCUGAUAGCAAUAACUCUAAUGAGAUCCUUUCAAAAUGUCCCACUAAUAAGAACUGUAAAAGUCCUGAAUUGACAUGCAAUGUAGCACAAAUCCAAAACACGCAACUCUCAUAUAAUAAUUCCACUUUACUUCACCAGCAGAUUGAGACAAGUAGUCAUCAAGUUCCGCGUGAAUUCGUUAUCGCAGACAAAUUACUGAAGAUCAAUAAACACUGGCUGGAGUGGUCGAUUAACUCAGCUUACAAGUUCAAAAGAAUACUGGAGGAUUUACAUGGCUUCUGGACACUACCCUCCUUUAUUAUCUUCGUGCUCUCAUCUAUGGAGGGAUAG